Cyphomyrmex costatus is the source of this 2163-nucleotide messenger RNA. Its product is annotated as KIF1-binding protein. The coding region runs from base 1 to 2163 and encodes 720 amino acids. The transcript is spliced from 4 exons. Gene Ontology annotation, molecular function: protein binding. The record is from RefSeq and is a predicted model, not a curated record. Lineage: Eukaryota; Metazoa; Arthropoda; Insecta; Hymenoptera; Formicidae. Gene Ontology annotation, biological process: microtubule cytoskeleton organization; neuron projection maintenance; central nervous system projection neuron axonogenesis.
AUGACGAAAACGCUGCAGUCAGCAUUGGCACCAUUAUUUAUCAUUAGUUCGUUCUGCUGUUUGGUUUGGUUUGAAUAUCCUCUUGGACAACCCAGGCCGUAUUUCUUUUGCUUGUAUGCCUUGAUCGUAUGGAGCAGUAAUGUAUACAACCAAAAAUUGAAGCAUAUGAGAGUAUUUUUUUCGGACAACUCUGACUUGGUCGCCAUUUUAAGUACUCUUAUCAGCUUAUAUCGUUGUAAGGCACAUCCACUUACAACUAUGCCUUAUAGCAAACAAACUAAACAAAAUAUUAAAAGUACAAAUGAUACUUCAAAUGCUAUGAUAAACGAGACAGUAGCAAUUCUUUACAAAGUGUCCAAUAAUCUCGAUGAAGAAGAACGUGAACAGAGCAAUCCAAGGUACAAGAAAGAAGCUAAGGACGUUCUAUUGCAGAAGUUACUAUCAAAAUUUGAUACGGCAUAUAACAACAAAGAGGAUAUCCCUCGCAAUGUAUUGACCGCGAUACUUUAUUUAAACGCAGGUAUAUUACAUGUUGAAAAAAAAGAUAUAACAUUCGCCAUGGAAUGUUACCACAAAUGCAAUGAAUUGUUGGAAGAUGACGAACUGACGUCUAAAGGCAUUAUACCGGCUAUAAGCGUUUGUAAAGAAUUGGGUCUAAUUUAUGAGCAACAAGAUUUAUAUGAUGUCGCUAAAACUUUUUUAAUACAAGCAGAAAAUUUGUACAUUAAGUUUACAAAGGUUGAAUUGGAUCCUAUUGUGACACCCAUUAUCGGUAUCAAGGAGAUGCAAGUAGAUUGGUGCGCUAAAAAUAUUCUCGACAAGCUUCACAUAUCGAUUUUAUAUUCUUUAGCAAAGAUCUGUCGUAACUUAGUCUAUAAACCUGCGUGUACUCGCGAAGAUACACAGAGCAAGGAAUUAUGUGAAGAUAACAUGACGAACAAAAAAAUAAUGAAAAAUUAUGCCGAUUGGGCUGUAACUGUUGCGAAAAUAUCUUUUCAUUUCAUAGAAGAAAACCAAUUUUCACAAGCGAGGUAUCAUCUAGCUGUAACAUCCUAUAUAUUGAGGAAAUACUUAAAAACUUUGAGAGAAAAACACGCUACGAAAACAAUUGAGAAUUUUACUGUAGAAUACGAACAUUAUAAUGAAGCAGCAGCGAGUAUCGCUAAAUUUUGGGCAAAGUACGGUAUUACUCUUUUGUGUUCGUCCCGGAAGAGAUUGUUAAUGACAAAAGAAGAACAAAAUGAAAAAGAUCAGGAUUCAAAUCUUAUAAUAGCUUUUAACGAAAUGUACGAGGAUUUCCGAACUGAGACAAUGAAGGAUCCAAGAAUUGAAGGCUUACAAUUAGAAUCAGAAUUAAAGAUUGUUUCAAGUAAAUUUACAGAUAAAUAUUUAUUGGAUUUUAACUCUGCCAAAGUAUUGUUCUGGAACGUAAAGGAAUUGUUGAACAACGCAAAGCUACAUUACACUUUCGAAAAGCAUCCGUCAGAUUACGCCAGUAUUACUUUACUCGUCUCUCGAGCCUACGAUUACUUGGGGUCUUUCGAAUGCGAAGACAAACGGAUAAAAAUGCACGAACGGCGCGUAGAAAUUCUGGAGGAAGUAAUUAACAGUAGAUUAUGUCCGCGAGAUAACCAAAUCAUUUGUAGGCGAAUUUGGAUCGACCUCGCAGAAGCAUAUUUGACGAUGGUGAACUUGAUGGAAAUGCGUUUGCAAGUAUUCCAGCCGAGACUCCACCAAAACUGGCUCAUGUCAAAAAUCGAGAGUCGAGCGAAAAGUAGUAUAAAGCACUAUCAGUCGUACUUGAAUUCUUUAGAGAUGAGCAAGUCCGAAAGCGGAGUUGAAUCCUUCUCUGACGAUGAACUGUAUAUAGCAUUGUGUGCUUAUAACAAUUUAGGAGCAUUGUACAAUAAGAUCGUAACUUUCGAUAUACAUCAAGAGAUAGAGUAUAUGCAGAAUAGCCUUGACGCUUACACUUUCAUCGUUAAUUACUACAAUAACCAUCCUGAAAAGCAGAAGGAGUUGGAGAAAUACGAGUUCAUAAAAUCAUCUAAAGAAACGGUCACAAGAUUUUCGAGUGCAUUAGAAAACUGUAAAAAAAUAAUAGAUGACGCAAAGGAAAUACAUACAAAAUUUGCUAAUAUUUCUUUUUCUGAUCCUUCUUAA